Messenger RNA from Porites evermanni, 609 nucleotides. The record is from the annotation of a GenBank genome assembly. NCBI's taxonomy places the organism in Eukaryota, Metazoa, Cnidaria, Anthozoa, Scleractinia, Poritidae.
AUGAAUAACAUAGAAAAUCUUAAUGCAAGUAAUGCGAAAACGAGCUCACAAUCGUCUCCGUCUUUGGAGACGUACUUGACCUCUGCACUGUUUGUGGUCAUUGCUGCCAUCUCAGUUUUUGGCAACAUUCUCAUUAUGAUGGCGAUCUUUAUUAACAGAAGAUUGCGAACGACAAGUAAUUAUUUGCUCGUUGCGCUGGCAGUACCGGAUUUCUUUCAGGGAGCUGUUUCGCUUCCUCUGAGGCUUGUAGAAGUGUUGGACACGAAAUCCGAUCAUGCGUCAUUCUGUCGCGUGGCAAUACCACUUUCGACUCUUUUCGGCGGCACUUCAAAUCUUCACAUCUUACUGAUAGCUACGGAGAGGUUUAUCGCCAUUUGCUGGCCAUUCUUCUACUGUAACUGGGUUACCACCAAAAACGCCUUAGUGGGCGUCGGCGGAACUUGGGUUUUUAUGAUAAUUUUCUCGCUUUUGCCAAGUCUUGGAUGGGGUGGAAAACAACCUGAAGCCUCCGUCAAAUUUUGCCGAUUUCCAGUAUUUCUCACGCAAGAAUACAUAACAAGUCUGUAUGUAUUCGUUCAUGCUUUUCCUAUCAUUACAGUUAUCUUCCUG